Prorocentrum cordatum is the source of this 447-nucleotide messenger RNA. The record is from the annotation of a GenBank genome assembly. NCBI's taxonomy places the organism in Eukaryota, Dinophyceae, Prorocentrales, Prorocentraceae.
GUGGCGCCCGACUGGUGGAUGGCAACCGCGCCCACGGGCCACCCGUACUACCACAACACCGCGACGGGCGAGACCACGUGGACGGAGCCGGAGGCGGUCAAGCAGCACAAGCAGUCCCCGUCGGGCUCGCAGUCGGUGGAGCAGUCGGCCAUGGCCUACCUCUCGACCAUUCGGGGCGGCAGCAGCGGUCAGAGCGUCGUGCAGCAGCAGGGCGACGGUGGCGCCAGUGCCUCGAAUCUCAUCACGGGCGCCGACAACCCUGACAUCACGGUAACGGGCAACGGCCACAUUCCACAGCCGUGGACCACCUUCGAUCAGGUCCAGAUGCCGCAGAUGUUGAUUCGUAGUCUUACGACACAUCCGCCGACGCCUUUUUUGCUUUCGGGUGCAGCGGGAGUCCCCAUGAGGCCCCAAGAGGGUACCUCAAAGCUCGACGAGAUUCCAGGA